Messenger RNA from Branchiostoma belcheri (Belcher's lancelet), 2839 nucleotides. RefSeq lists its product as uncharacterized. Gene Ontology annotation, biological process: regulation of apoptotic process. The coding region runs from base 80 to 1906 and encodes 608 amino acids. The record is from RefSeq and is a predicted model, not a curated record. The transcript has 7 exons. NCBI's taxonomy places the organism in Eukaryota, Metazoa, Chordata, Leptocardii, Amphioxiformes, Branchiostomatidae. Gene Ontology annotation, molecular function: death domain binding; protease binding.
CUAAACAAAAGGUGUUUGGCGGACAUGUUUCUCUGGCGUAAGUAACUUUCUGCUGGGCGGAGAAAACUGUGGAUACGACAUGAUGGAAUCCGAUUCCUGGGAGGACAAACUAACAUGUACAUGGAAAGGCGAAGGGCAGUUGGACAUCAUGGGGUUUCCCGAGGAUAUGCCCAUGUGUCUGAAGUGCUAUUUAAGCUCAAUUAAGGCAGGAAAAUGGCCACGGGCUUUGUACUUGAUCCAGGAAGGAGAAGGGCACUGCUUCCUCAGUGGAACUGGGAUCUCAUUUCCAAGAGACUAUGAGUCGUCCAGCAGUGACGAAGACGGCCCAGGCAGAGGACCACUACCGGAAGACGAGGUCGAAUUCUUUUCGGGACGUUUCCCCAAGAACAGACUAAAAAGACUUUUGUUUCUGCGCACAGUAAAGAAGUGUUUGUCAAAACGUAGGGAAACACACGGCCCGGGCCCCGUCGAUGGCGAACAGCAGUUUCUACAUUACUUAGAAGAAGAAGAGGAAAAAGAAAAAAGAUCAGAGCUAGAUACAGAAUUGACUGAACCCGGAAGUACAAGCCCCAAGGAAAGCCUGUCGUCGGAAAGUUCCAUGAAAGGGAAAACAGUUGAGGUACCCCAACGCGAACUGGAAGAAACAACGGAGAAGACUGUCCGUGCAGAGAAAACACACCACGAAAAGCUACGGAAGCACCACCGUCGGCUUAAGGGCACCAUUCGUGCACACCACAUCACCGGCUGUCUGAAAGAAAAGGGUGUUUUGACUGACGAUGAUGUGGAUAAAAUCUACGACAAGGCCGCCCAAGAAGAACGGACAGAACAGCUGCUGUUUAUCCUUGCUAAACGUUCGUCAUCUGCCAUUGAAGCUUUCAUACAGUCCCUGAAGGAGGUCCAAAGACAAGGAACAUGCCCGUAUGAAGACAUCGUACAACUAUUGGAGGGAGCUGAUCCUAAACAAGAUGCUGCUGUUGAAGAGCGUAUCGACGACAAGAGUAGAUUCGUCCCUAAACUAGAAAAAGGUCCAGGCCAAGCAUCACAUGUUGACAUCCAGGACCUCAUCACCAACAACUACGAUUUACUCAAAGAAAACAUAAACGCAAUGAAAGUGAUUCCCCAUAUGAUUCACAAGCGGGUUUUGGAACGGUCAGACCAGGAUAAGAUAUUCCGACAGUCUAUUCUAGACAGUGAUUAUGCAGAGAGUGAGGCGCUUCUGGAUAUGCUUUCCAGAAGGAGGUCGUGUCACCCUGCCUUGUUUUUAGACAUAUUAAGGAUUGAACAUCCAGAUAUUGUCGAAAGGCUGUCAACAGAGGUAUCCUCCCCAAAAGCCAUCAUCAGCCGGCAGAAAGAUGAUGCAGGUCCGUUCUACAGGAUGACCCACAAAUCCCGUGGAACCGCACUGAUUUUCAUAGACGCAGAUCUUGACACCUCUGCAAUGAAGGAAGAAUCAGAGUUACUCGCAGACGCCUUCAAAAGUUUGCAUUUUGCGACGAAAAUUGUGAGAGAUUUCGACUUGUCGAGUGCAAUCCAGCCAGGAGGUAGAGUUGAUCAGGACUGUCAUGUAUUUUGUUGCAUAUCUGAUAUCCCACACGGAAUGAUUCAUGACAUUGUCAGGUAUCAAAGUCGUAACGAUAAACCAAUGCUGAUUUUCUGUCAUAUACCUGCAAGAUUAAGACCCAACCCUAUGAGUAUGUAUAUGUUUUUCGAAGUAGUAGAUCAUGACAGCCAAGAUUGUUAUCUCAGCCUGUCCAGUAGUCCAAACUACAUCAGAACACUGGCUAAGACUCUGAUAGAGUAUGGAAAAAGCGAAGAUUUUGUGUCUAUGAUGUCAAAAGUUUACAGCGCAUGUGACAAGUUUUACUGCCAUGACGGACUGAGAAAGAGACUGUACUUCCCUCCUUAGUCACGCUAGUAUACUGUAUUAUCUAUCCUGUGUCCUGAUGAUGAGCCAAAACAUUAUCUUAAGAUGUGAAUAUUGUCGUAAUGAAUGAUUACUAUUACAAACAUAUAUAUCUAAAGUAUGAAUGCCAAUGUUUAUACAAAUAAUUUUGGCACAAACAAUUUUGAUAAUGCAGGCUACCAAAUUCCAAUAGUUUGACUUCCCGAGGAGGGUUUAUAAAGAGAUCUUAACCUCCUCGACUAAACACAAACGAGCAAGUGUAUUUGUACUUGUGUAUGAACAAUAUUGAACGUUACUAAUUAAGUUAAUUAAGGCAAUCAAGUCAGGAACAGUAAAAAAUUAUCAUCGUUAUUCUACAUGUCAUCAACACAAGACUAUGUUGCAUAUUGUACUACUAGUAUUCAAGAAUUACAGUCUCAGUCAAGGGAUGGCUUACAUGAUUAGAUGUGAAUAAGCUUUUACACUGCCAAAUAUUGUAUUACAUUGUAACACAAUAUUUCAUCUGUAAAUAGUCAGUGUAAAUAGUGUUUGUAGCGUUUUUGUAUCCUGCACCAAUUUUCACACUGUACAUUUUCGGACUGACUUCAGUCACCUAGAACCACCAGUAUUUGUCUAGCAACAAUUUCACUAUAAUGAGUAAAAUAUAUUUUAUGUUUCUAUUGUAAAGAUUGCUAACAGACCGUGUUUUAGAAACGUCACUGAUUUUGAUUUUAUAUAUGUCAUUCCAAAGUGUUGUGUUGAGCUGUGCCUGUUACAUUAAGAACAUAUUGUGUAUAAUAUAAUCUAUAUUUAUGGAUUACAAUCCAUAAUCUAUAUACUACAUGUACAUAUAAUUGUUUGACCAAACCCCAUUUACACGGUCAACUGCAAUAUAAAAGACAAGUUUUUGUUGAUUUUAAAAAGGUCAGUUGUAUCAUUCUUCAAAUUGAGUUGCUA